This is a messenger RNA of Yarrowia lipolytica CLIB122, 1209 nucleotides long. RefSeq lists its product as uncharacterized. Gene Ontology annotation, biological process: peptidyl-lysine monomethylation; peptidyl-lysine trimethylation. NCBI's taxonomy places the organism in Eukaryota, Fungi, Ascomycota, Dipodascomycetes, Dipodascales. The record is from RefSeq and is a predicted model, not a curated record. Gene Ontology annotation, molecular function: protein-lysine N-methyltransferase activity; protein binding.
AUGGAAAACAGCCACGUGCAGUUAAUAGAGUGGAUCACCUCCAACGGUGGAUAUAUCUCGCCCAAGUUGGAAAUCCGAGAACUCCCUGGCCGAGGAAGAGGUCUUGUGGUAAAUGAUCGUGUAUACCCCAAUGAGCGUCUGAUUCACCUAAAGCUUCGCCAGCUGCUCAAUUACUCUUCGAUCCAUAACGCAAUGGUAGACGGCGGCCACCUGUCAGAAACAGAGUACCGUAGCAUGUCGGCCCAUCAGGUGUUAGCUCUAUUCCUUGUGAUCCAGCAGAGCUUAGGGUCCAAAAGUGACUGGAAGGCUUUCAUGGGGCUGUUGCCAGACAGAAAAGAAGGCUUCCUGGAUGUGCCAUUGCAAUGGUCCAAGGAGGAUCAGGACUCGCUGACUCCGGAGGGCAUUGUGGUGUUGAAAAAGACACUGGACACGUUCGAGGCAGACUACGACAAGACCAAGACGUUUGUGGCCAAGUACGACUCGGAUCCGAGAGACGCCUAUCUCUGGGCAUGGCUCUGUGUGAACUCUCGUUGUCUAUACUUUGAUCUUACGUUGACUACGGGUAAAAAAGACGCGCAGGAAGUGCCUGAUAACAUUACAUUGGCUCCGUAUGUUGAUCUAAUCAAUCACUCGGUAGAGUCAGGACCCACCCACUGCCAACUCAAGACUAGCUCCAUUGGCUUUGAGAUUCUUUGCGGCCAGAGAGGAUAUACGGCGGACGAAGAAAUCUUCUUAUGCUACGGACCCCGAUCAAACUCAGUGCUUUUGUGCGAGUACGGUUUCACCGUUCCUGAAAACCCAUGGGAUGAUGUCGAUAUCAGCGAUGCAUUGGAGAACACCUUCUUGACCAAACAGCAUGAGACUGUUCUCAGGGAGAUGGGCUAUUACGGCGAGUACACCCUGUUGCCAGAUUCUAUAUCGUUCCGUACCCAGGUUGCAUUUGCAGCUAUCCACUUUCUCCAGUCAGCCGAACCCGCUAAUGCACGACUGCUAAAGCUCUUUGUGGAUGGAAAACUAGGCACACAGCGUUUCCAGAACACCAUGAAGGCAGGCUUGAGGGAUAUUCUUACUACUUCAGCCCAGGAGACAGAGGCUAUUCUUGCGUCUUCUGCCAAACUACGAUCCUGUGUGGAAAUUUUGCAUCAGAGUCGGUUGAAGAUUAUCCAGUCGCUACUGGCGGACUUAACAUCAAUUGUCGGGGCUACUUAG